AUGGAUAGCUAGAGUAAACAAAUUAGCAGUAAAAAGAGGGAUUAUAAUGCCUAUAUGAAGGGAAAUUAGAUUGAUGAAGGUGAAAAGAUAUACGAAGAAAUUAACUAAUAAUAUAAACAACUGCACCUUGAGAGGCAGUAACAAAGAUUACUGCAAUAGGCUUAAAAUGCUUAGGCAAGUAAUUUUUAAAAAGAAAAUAAUGAAAAAGAAGUAAAAAUCAAUGAUUCUUAGUUAAAGUCAUCUUAAAACAUUGUAAAUAGCUCUGUAAAUCCCAUUCCUUAAGUCAAUAAUAAUUAUCAAAAAGAAUAGAAUAAAGUUUCUUAAAUGUAGAAUAUUCAUACAAAAUUUGAAUUCAAGUAGUAAAAAAGCCAAUUUUUCAUAAACAAGCUGAAGUAAUACCCAAAAGAAGAGUAAACUCCCUAUAUGUUAGGAUUUUCAGAUAUGUUUUGUAAGAACCCUUUUUUUGAAUAUUUCAAUGAAUAGCCAGAGAGAUAAGAUGUUUAGUCUAUAUUUAUGACAACUUAUGGAUAUGAAACUGAGCUUUUAAUGCCUAUUUUAAAAUCUAACAAGCAUUUUGUUUUAGCAAAUGAUAAGCCGAUGCAUGAUAAAAGUAUUAAAGAUGUUAUAAAAGAGAAUGACGGAUUUAAAAAUUGGACACUAAUACAUCCUCCAAAGGAUGUUUCAUCUUCAUGGGGAGGUGCAUUUCACCCAAAAUUAUGGCUCAUAAAAUUUAGUAGCUUUUUGAGAGUAGUUAUUGGCAGUGGUAAUCUCCAUGUAAGCGACUGGUCUGUAUGGAGUAAUUGCUUGUGGUAUUAAGAUUUUCCAUUAAAUGCUAAUAAAAAAGAAAAAACCUAAUAAAAGCCUUCAUCUCCAAAAUGGGAUUUUGAAGGAGAUUUCAAAAUUACACUCACUGAAUUAGUUAAAAAAAUGAUGCCAUCUGGAAUAAAUUAUUAAGACUUACUUAAAAUAAAUUUAGAUGAUUAUGAUUAUUCAGAAGUAAAAAUUAUUUUGAUAAGUAGUAUAGUCGGAAGACACACAGAUAUAUAUAAAUAUGGAAGAGGAAAAAUGUAUAAAAUAAUAUAGGCCUUUACUUAAAAUGAAAAAAAUAUUACUAAUUAACCAAAUAAUAAUUUAACACAAAAUUAAAAAAUAAUUACCUAUCAAUGUACAAGCUUAGGGAAUAUAGAUAAUACAUUUUUAAACGAGUUCUAUACAUGUGCUACAGCUAACAAGCCAAUCACUGAGUUGAAAAAAGAUAAAGCUAACAAAAAACAAGAUCCAAAUUUAAUAGAAUAAAAAUUUAGAUUGAUUUUUCCAACAGCUGAAUAUAUUUAUGAGGAUACAAUUUAUGGUCCUGAAUAUGCUUCUCCUGUUAUACUAAAUCAAAAAUAUUAUGAAAAAGAAAGCUUCCCAAAAUCUAUUUUUCAUCAGUUUUGUUCUCCUGACAAUUAUUUUUAUCACACAGGAGCAAUACCUCAUUUAAAAACAAUGGUUGUUACUGAUAAUGAUCUACAAAUCAAGGAUGACUCUAUUGUGUAUAUCGGAAGUCACAAUUUUACUGCAGCUGCUUGGGGAAGAUUUGAAAAAGACUACUCAUAAAUUUAUAAUAGCAAUACCGAAUUAGGUAUUAUCUAUCCACCUAUGGAAGAUUCUGCUUGUAUAAAAUAAGAGAUAAUAAAUUCUUUUAGCUUUAAAUUAGAUGCCCCUAAAUACACCUAAAACAUGAAACCGUUUGUUAGAAAUUUUGAAGAUUGA
Messenger RNA from Tetrahymena thermophila SB210, 1755 nucleotides. RefSeq names its product tyrosyl-DNA phosphodiesterase family protein. Gene Ontology annotation, cellular component: nucleus. The transcript has 5 exons. NCBI's taxonomy places the organism in Eukaryota, Ciliophora, Oligohymenophorea, Hymenostomatida, Tetrahymenidae. Gene Ontology annotation, molecular function: double-stranded DNA binding; single-stranded DNA binding; 3'-tyrosyl-DNA phosphodiesterase activity. Gene Ontology annotation, biological process: single strand break repair; double-strand break repair. The record is from RefSeq and is a predicted model, not a curated record.